AUGGCGAGCAGCAGCGGCGGCGGCGGCUCCAAGGCCGAGUUCAUCGUCGGAGGGGAGUACAAGGUGAUGCGCAAGAUCGGGUCUGGCUCCUUCGGGGACAUUUACCUGGCCACCCACAUCACUAACGGCGAGGAGGUGGCCGUGAAGCUGGAGUCGCAGAAGGCGCGGCACCCGCAGCUGCUGUACGAGAGCAAGCUCUACAAGAUCCUGCAGGGCGGCGUGGGCAUCCCGCACAUGCGCUGGUACGGGCAGGAGAAGGACUACAACGUGCUGGUCAUGGACCUCCUGGGGCCCAGCCUCGAGGUGCUCUUCAACUUCUGCUCGAGAAGGUUCACGAUGAAGACGGUGCUCAUGCUGGCCGACCAGAUGAUCAGCAGGAUCGAGUACGUGCACACGAAGAAUUUUAUACACAGAGACCUCAAGCCAGACAACUUCCUCAUGGGCAUCGGGCGUCACUGCAACAAGUUAUUCCUUAUUGAUUUUGGUUUGGCCAAAAAGUACCGAGACAACAGGACGAGGCAACACAUACCGUACCGGGAAGACAAGAACCUCACCGGCACGGCGCGCUACGCCAGCAUCAACGCGCAUCUCGGCAUCGAGCAGAGUCGCCGAGACGACAUGGAGUCGUUAGGGUAUGUUCUGAUGUAUUUUAACAGAACCAGUCUGCCGUGGCAAGGGCUAAAGGCUGCAACAAAGAAGCAGAAACACGAGAAGAUUAGCGAAAAGAAGAUGUCCACUCCCGUCGAGGUUUUAUGUAAGGGGUUUCCUGCGGAAUUUGCUAUGUACUUAAACUAUUGCCGUGGGCUGCGCUUUGAAGAAGCCCCCGAUUACUUGUACCUGAGGCAGCUCUUCCGCGUCCUUUUCCGGAGCCUGAACGACCAGUAUGACUACACCUUUGACUGGACCGUGUUAAAGCAGAAAGCCGCCCAGCAGGCAGCCUCUUCCGGUGGGCAGGCUCAGCAGGCCCAAGCCCCCACGGGCAAGCAAGCUGACAAAGCCAAGAGUAACAUGAAGGGAACAAAGGAAGUCGUGGCUCAUUUAAACUGACGUGAUGAUGAAGAUGUGUUCUCAACUUGCGGAAGCCCAGAGAUGCCGCACAGCCUGGAAGGUUAAAAGCCAAGAACCAAAGCACACUGAGGGAGAGAAUGACGGUUAGUCGAAGGUUGAAUGUUGGAAAAUUAUCGAAUUCUCCUGUGGAGUUUGCUCUUGCUUCACGUACAUUACGGGAGAAUUCAUCGUGGGCGAAGUGACCCCUGGCUGGAAUAUAUUAUCAUUUGCCCAACUGAAGAGCUAAAUCUGGAUUUGACUGCUGCAUUCUACCAGGAAUAUUGUUAGGCUGACCUUUAACCACUCA
This is a messenger RNA of Jaculus jaculus (lesser Egyptian jerboa), 1354 nucleotides long. RefSeq names its product casein kinase I-like. Gene Ontology annotation, cellular component: nucleus; cytoplasm. The record is from RefSeq and is a predicted model, not a curated record. Bases 1 to 1047 code for a protein of 348 amino acids. Gene Ontology annotation, molecular function: ATP binding; protein serine/threonine kinase activity. Gene Ontology annotation, biological process: negative regulation of canonical Wnt signaling pathway; peptidyl-serine phosphorylation; signal transduction. Lineage: Eukaryota; Metazoa; Chordata; Mammalia; Rodentia; Dipodidae. The transcript has a single exon.